AACAUCAUAGUGUUGAUUCCUUUUUCUCUACUCAUCUGUACUACUGGUUACUGACCUCUGACCUCUCCUGUCCCCCAUCUCCUUCCUCCCUCUAACCCCCUAACCACCAUCUCCUCUCCCCCUUCCCUCUCCCCCUUUGCUCUGACCUCUCUGACCUCUGUCUUUCAGAGGGAUUGGAAUAACACAGAACAUUCUCAUGGGCGUUGAACAAUGAAGUCAUCUCCUCCCCUGUUUAGGCAGUACUAUGAGAUGCUGUACAACGCUGCAGAUGAGCUGCUCAACCUGGUGGUGGACCAGGGCGUUCGCUACACAGAGCUGGAGUACAUCCACGCCCUCAGCCUGCUGCAGAGGAGCCAGACGGGCGUGGGAGACCUGAGCACGCAGAACGUCCGGCUGCAGCGCCUCAAGGAGAUCAUCUGCGAGCAGGCAGCCUUCAAGCAGGCCACCAAGGACAAGAAGAUCACUACUGUUUGAGAGGGGGGACAUUGGGAGGCUGUUGUUGGCAAUGCUCUACCUCCAGCUCUCCCUCGUGGGCCCGCUGACUGUGUCUGCAAUACCAGAUGCCAGAUUAGACUGUCGAGAUUAUCACUUCUCUCCUCCUGCUUGUGGCCAUUUUGUGGACAUUCUUCUUCCCCAAGGACAAAGAAAGAAAUUGAUUCCCCACCUCAGCUGUGGUUCACUCUAUUUCUCUCUCACUUUUAGAAUAAUGUAGAUUGGAUAUAAUGUAGCUAUAGCCGAUUCUGAUUAUAGUAUUUGCCACUGUCCUGAAAAAAUACGUUAACUGUGCUGCAGCGUUGAGGUGUGCAUGUGUGCUAGGGGAUGGGGGCCAAUGUAUCCAGUACAAUUUAAGUGUGUAUAUAGUCCCAACACUCAAGGUCUUGAACUUAAUAGGGAUGUAAUUGCAAAUCACUACUCCCCUUCCUACCACUACAACUGCUAAAACUUCUGCUAAAACUAUUCUAAAGUGAAUACACUUGCAAGGAGUCACAAAUCAUUCCUUCCCCUGCAUCCCCUCAGUAUGUUUAGUUAAUUAACUCCGAGGAAAAGUACUUAACAAGAGCGGGGGAGGGAGGAAAGAGAACAGGGGAGAGUUGUGGCAGUGCUGCUCACCAGAACCCAGCGGAACCAUCCAUCAUAAUGACAUGUAGGCUGGGAUCAAUAUGAGCCUUGUGGUUGCCGGAGGGAUUGCCUAGUGCCAUAGGAACAGCAUUUAUUUUACUCAGCACACUCAAGACACACACAUACACGUACACACACACAAUAAACACGUCCUAUAUUACACACACACACGAUGGAGGUCUCUAUGGCUUGCAGUACUCUGCACAAGUGAGGAGUUUUUUUCUGCUGAUUCUGUGAACAAGAGAACACUCCAUCUGGAUUUAAAUGAUCUGGUAUAUCGGACCCCUAUACCCACAUUUUAAAUAAUGUAAAGAUCUACAAAAAUAUUUCACUUUUUUUUUUAAACGCUUUGCUUUAUUUGUUUGUUUAAGACAUGUCGUUUUGCACAUCUACAGUGUGUAAUAUGAGAGUGGUUUCAUGUCUGAUGAGUUUUUUCACAAACACCUGAUAAGAACGGAGGUUAAUGAGUCCCUGUGUGAUUUAAGGAUUAAUUUGAUCAUUUCUCCAUUGUCUGUUAAAAGUCCCUUUCAGACCAAUGCCUUGAAUAGCAAUCCUACACUGAAUUAAAGAUGACUUGCCAUUGUGUACACUGAUCUUGCUGAAAUAAAACAUCAAAAUUC
Messenger RNA from Salvelinus namaycush (lake trout), 1739 nucleotides. Its product is annotated as exocyst complex component 4-like. Lineage: Eukaryota; Metazoa; Chordata; Actinopteri; Salmoniformes; Salmonidae. The transcript is spliced from 2 exons. The coding region runs from base 211 to 474 and encodes 87 amino acids. The record is from RefSeq and is a predicted model, not a curated record.